Molecule: messenger RNA, 2360 nt
Organism: Helianthus annuus (common sunflower)
Lineage: Eukaryota; Viridiplantae; Streptophyta; Magnoliopsida; Asterales; Asteraceae
Product: pentatricopeptide repeat-containing protein At5g15010, mitochondrial
Exons: 4
Coding region: 267-1856 (529 amino acids)
Molecular function (GO): protein binding
Source: RefSeq, a predicted model, not a curated record
ACCAUAUAACUAGCCCAAUACCAAAAUACAAACCAAACUUUAGCCCAAAUAACCCAAUCAAUAUUGACUCGUUCUUUUGUAGCCUCUCUUUCUAGACCCUAAUCGGAAUUCACAAACUGGACUCUCUCUGACGCAUAUUAUCAAACACCUGGUAUGCAUGUAUUGUUUUCCCUUACUCUGCUUCUGCUCAUGUAUGCAUAUCGCUUCUUCUUCUCAUACCCAUCCUCAUGUAUCUAUUCCUCACAUGAAUUAGGUUUACAUUAACCAUGUGGAAGUACAGAACAAAGAUUGUCCCACCAUUGUUAUUACUGCUUUCAAAUCGCAAUAGUUUAUGUUCAACAACAACAACAACAACUUAUGUAUCUAUAAUUCGCCCGAUAAAUCCCUUGAAUAAUUACCCAAUUAAAGUUAAACCCCAUAAUUUCCCAGUGUUUUUUUGUUCCUCAACUGUAGGAAAUCGUGGUGAAACCCUAGGUUUAGUUAAAGAUUCUGUUGAUAAAUGUGAACUUGAAAAACGGGUUGGAUUGAUAAUGGACAUAAUCGGGCAACCGGGUCGAGAUUACACCGCUGUAAGGAAGAAUCUUGAGGGGUGUAAUGUGGCGGUGUCGAUGGACGUUGUGACGGAAGUUCUGUCGCGGGUACGAAACGAUUGGAAGGCGGCGUUUAUGUUCUUUCAAUGGGCCAGGAAACAACCGGGUUACACGCAUUCGUUUCGCCAGUACCAUUGCGUGAUCGCGAUAUUGGGGAAAGCGAGACGGUUUAACGCUGCUUGGGCUUUGAUUAGUGAGAUGAAGAAAGGCGGAAGAAACGGUGGGGAGUCAAUGGUGAGUCAACAGACGUUGUUGAUCAUGAUCCGAAAGUAUUCGGCUGUUCAUGAUGUGGAUAAAGCUAUAAAGACGUUUUACGCGUAUCAUCGGUUUAGUUUACAAACCGGUGUUCAUGAGUUUCAUGAUCUUUUAUCCGCACUUUGUCGGUACAAAAACGUUAAGGAAGCGGAGGUUUUGUUGAAGCGUAACAAAGAUGUUUACCCGUUAACGACGAAAAGUUUUAACAUUGUUUUAAACGGAUGGUGUAACGUUAUUUGUAGUCCACGAGAGGGAAAGAGGAUAUGGUGGGAGAUGUGUAAUAGAAAGAUCCCGCGUGAUGUUAUAUCGUAUUCGACGAUCAUAACGUGCUAUACGAACUGCAACGAGACGAAAGAAUUGAUCAAGAUUUACAACGAGUUGAAAGCCUCGCGUGUCAAUCCGGAUAUACGGAUAUAUAACGGUGUGAUUCACGCUUUUUCGAAAUCCGGGCUUGAAAGAGAAGCGCGUGAGCUUAUGAAAUCGAUGAAAGAAAAGGGGAUUCAUCCAAACACGAGUACUUACAACUCGAUGAUCAUUCCUCUUUGUAAAAAGGGAAAAACGUUGGACGCGUUUAACUUGUUCGAUGAAAUGCUUCGAAGACGGCUGUCGCCUACGGUUCAAACAUACAAUGCUUUUUUUCGCGCGUCAAGAACGUCUGAACAAGCUUUGUCGAUCUUGAAACAGAUGAAUCGGAUUGGAUGUUGCGUGAAUCACGAGACCUACACUAUGUUGAUUACAAAGUUUUGUCGAUGGGAUACGUUUGAGAACGUGUGGAAGCUAUGGGACGAGAUGAUUAGCAACGGGCUAGAUCCCGAUAGGAGUUCAUACGUUGCGUUGGUAAACGGGCUUUUUCUGAACGGGAAGUUUGAGGAAGCGUAUAAGUAUCAUGUAGAAAUGAAGUCGAAAGGUUUACUGCCUGAGCCUGAGAUAGAACAAAAACUGCAAGCUUGGUUGACCGCUAAGCAGUCAACGGAGCGGUCAAUGAUUGACUCACGAACUAAAUUUAUUUGAACUAUGAAUUACUAGCAGCAGCUUGAGCUCUAAAAGUAGAUAAAUAUUGCCCGUACACGAAUGUAUGUGGGUCCGUUCUUUUUCGAUCGAGCUGUUCAGGUUGGUUUUAUUGAUGGAACUGAACGUACGUGUUGGCGGCUCACGAUGCUUGUCGAACCAUACUCGAAUAUGCGAAAUCUACAUAUUUUGAUAUGGACCCCACUGACCUGUCCUAUUUAUGCAUGGAUCUUGUGUAUCGAUAUUCUUGCUAGUGGAAGGAUUCGGCUUGGAAUCCAAGAAAAAUAUCACCCUUGUUGAAGCUGCAUGGCCAUUAGGCAGUAGUAGUGCAAUUGAAGCAAUUUAAUUAAGCAAUGCAGUUAAAGCACUUUAAGAAGUCACAAUUGAAGCAGUGUAUAAACACAAUAUCGCGAAUAAAAUUGGUGCCCCAUUGGUUAAUGCUCAAGGGAGUCGUCCCAUUUUCCCCCGGAUUUUCCCGUGUGGCACGUUAGCGUCACAUCAGUGUUU